AAAACUAGUAUUAAUUAUUCUAGUUAAUUUCACUUGUGCCCAAUUAAGAUAGACAGCAUAUCCACCCCGCAGAGUUGCAAACAAACCCAAGUCAAAAUAGUUUUGAAACCAAAAAAGAGUUAGCUUUUGUGUUCUUUGUCGGGCUCCACAUCUGGUUGGGUUUUAAUCUGAGUGGUGGGUUUUCGGUACAUCUUGUUUCAGUUAAUGUCUCUGAUUGGAAAGUCGGUUCCUUUUACUUCUGUAUCCGAUCAAGCUCUCCGGCACAGAUUCUCGAUCUGUUGUUCCUGGAUUGAAUCCGACAGGAUUUGCGAGGGUCAAAGGAUGCAGAAACUGGGUGAUUUCAAGCUUCCUCAGUUCUUCAAUUAUCCUCCAUAUUUCACUUUGCAGCCUGUGAGGGACACUCGUGAGAAGCAAAUACAGCUCUGGAAAGAGCUUAUCUUGGACUUCUGCAAAUCCCAAAAGGUCUUCCUGAUCGGCGUUGAAGAAGACUUCCCUCUCUUCUCCAACUCUGCUAUUGAUCGAACUUUAAGCCAUGAAGCAAGGGAAACUUUCCUCUCAGCCUUUGUUGGAGAAGGGCGUGCGGAGUGGCUAGAUAAAGGUCAUAGGAAAUGUCUGAUUCUCUGGCACCGGAUUCAAGACUGGGCAGACAUUAUUCUUAAAUUUGUGAGAGAGAAUGGUUUAGAGGACAGUGUUAUGACUGUUGAAGAAAUACGUUCAGGGACUGAAUCACUUGGAACAGAACUUGAAGGGAUUGAUCGGACGAUUCUAAUGAGAGCAUUGAAGCUGCUAGAGAACAAGGGCAAGCUUGCAUUGUUCAAAGGAACUUCAGCCGAUGAUGAAGGCGUCAAGUUCUCUGUCUGAUGUCUUUUUGUCUUUGUCAACAAGGGGGGAAAAUGGAUAAACAUCUUGAUAACAAACUUUCAUUCUGUAAUCACAACUUUUGAGUUUUGUAGAAUAAAUCGUAUUUUAUAACA
Molecule: messenger RNA, 974 nt
Organism: Brassica napus (rape)
Lineage: Eukaryota; Viridiplantae; Streptophyta; Magnoliopsida; Brassicales; Brassicaceae
Product: vacuolar protein sorting-associated protein 25
Exons: 7
Coding region: 205-861 (218 amino acids)
Biological process (GO): protein transport to vacuole involved in ubiquitin-dependent protein catabolic process via the multivesicular body sorting pathway
Cellular component (GO): ESCRT II complex
Molecular function (GO): protein homodimerization activity; structural molecule activity
Source: RefSeq, a predicted model, not a curated record